ACACUGAGUAUGCGCGAAGAGCGAGCAGCUCGCCCUCUCAGUGGCCAGCCGCUGUGCCUCUUCUCCGCUCUUGGUCUAGGCCGGGGCACGGUUGCCUUGGUAACCGGAAAGCCCGUCUCUCCUUGGGAAGCGGCUCCUCUCCUCUCCUGCCCCCUCCCCCCUCCCUCGCUCCCUCCCUUUCCCUCCCUUCCCCUCCCCCGGCACCCGGCGCGCUGCAGCUCGCUCGAAACUAACAUGGCCGAGCCCCCCGGCCGGCGGCAGAGGCUCCAGUGGCUCCGGCUUCUGCUCCAGCUCUGGGCUCUGGCCGGGGGUGGGGGCCCCUCACUGAAAUAAACCCGAAAAAAAAUUACAGAUCCUCAACCAGUCACCCCGACCGAAAUCCAGCAAGUUUAAAGAGGGGUGGGGAAGAGAACGCCCCCAACCCUGCUGUAGCAUGUGGAAACUGAGCAAGAGCAAAGUGCUUCUGGAUGAUUCUCCCGAGGAAGAGGAGAGCCGAGGAGAGGGCAAAGCGCUGCCGCCGCCUCCGGCCGCCGCGGCCGCCGCCUCCUCCUCCCAGAACAAGGACCAGUUACUUCAAGAUGAAAUUACCUCCUCAGUGUCUCAACUUGCCACGAAGGUUCAGGGAGCCAGUUUCCGAGGUUGGAAAGAAGUGACCUCAAUGUUUAAUAAAGAUGAUGAACAGCAACUACUAGAAAAAUGCAAAUCUCCAAAGUUUAAAGGAACUAACUUAAGAAUAAAAGAAGAUGUGAAGACUGAAAAGAAAUCUGGAUUUUGGGACAGUUUGGUGUUAAAACAGAAUAUGCAAUCUAAGAAACCAGAUGAGAUCGAGGGAUGGGAGCCACCCCAGAUUACUCUUGAAGAUCCAGCUACUGAUGUAGGUGACUCUUCUAGGGACCAUCUCUCCUGGCCAGGUUGGGAAGAUGAGACUAAAGGUUCCACUAAAUACACCAACUUGACUAGCUCAGGAAACAGUUCCAGGUGGAGUAUCAAGUCAGCCGGAAAAUUGGUCAGCAUUAGACGGCAAAGCAAAGGUAAUCUUACUGAUAACUGGGAAGAAUUAGAAUAGUAAUGGCAAUUUGAAAUACUUUAUAAAUGGAAAUGUUUCUUGAUGUCUAUGUAUAAUCAAACCAAAAUUUGCUCAAUAUUGCACCUGUAUGCUUAGUUUUGUUCAGAUUCUUAUAAAUAUUUAUUCUGUUACUUUUAAUUAGUAUAUCAACAGAUGAUUCAUCUGUUUUCUUCAUUUAAAAAGAAAACCUCUUUUGUGCCUAUUUUUCAUAUUUCAAUUUUUCCAGUAUUUCAGAUUGUUGAGAUAACCAAAAAUACUGUAUUUCCUUUGUGAAUGUAUAGACUGGUUUUGAAUUUGACUGCCUUAUCCAGAAACUUGUAGGCCCUUGGGAUCCCAAGACUUCUGAAGCUACAGAUUGUUAAUUUUGGAUGACUUCCAUUAAAAAAGCCAGUGUUGAUUUGUAAUUUGCCACAGAACUCUUCAUGCCAUAGUUAUAAUUCCUACGUUUUUUGUCUGAGAAUCUUCUUUCCUUGUUUUUUUUUAAUUAGUCAUUCUGCUUCUGUUUGUAUGUUGUAUGAAAUAUGAGACUAUAGCAGUUGUACAAUUUUCUUCCAUUGCUAGAAAUUUGCAGAGAGUCAAUAAGUCUUCCAAAAGUUAGUCUAAAAGUUACUUAAUUUAGCAGAAAAUCAAAAUUUGCAUAAAAAACUUGGUUAAACAAUUACGUAGGAAAGUAAAGGGUUAUAAUUGAGUGCAAAAUGUCAAAUAAAAAAAUUAUAUUCAUUCGAUGCCUGUGGAGAAAUAGCUUCUUAUUUGCACAUGAAUAGCAACAAUUUUGGUUUUGUUUUGGUUUUAUUUUUCCUUAGUUCUCCUUCUUGACUUUUAAAUAUUGAUCUUAUUUUUAAAUUAUUUAUUUUUUAAAAGUCACUGUGCUUUUAUGUUGUCAGGGUAACUAAGGAAUGAUGUAAUGUGUGCUAACUACAUGUCUUAGUACUCUUUCGUUUUAGUUUGGGAAUUAAAUUGUUAUACUUCUGUUUAUUAUAGAUUUCAAAUGAUAUAAAACUGAAAGUGCCUCUUUUUCUAUUAUAACCACAGAUUUGGGUUUAAUUUUAAAAAUUAUAUUCUUAAUGUAAUGGGUGUUAGUUACAUCUUGUAAAAAAAAUGCCUAUUUUUAGCAGAAAAAUAAUUUAUGGCUGAUCCAUUGUUAUCAACUACGAAGUUAUUUCCUGAAGUAAAAAAUGUUUAAAUCUCUAAACUUCUAUUGUUGUCUUUAACUGUGCUCAUGUCGGAUGUCUAUGACAAUAUGCCACUUCACCAGGGAUGCUUAGAUAGCUCUUUUAUCUGAAUCACCAACAUGUUUGAGGAGAAAAAAAGUCAUAACUUUUAUUGGUAAAGAAUAGUUUUUUCUUGGGGUUUUUUCAGGAGGAGGUAUAUGCUUCAGAACAUGCAAUUUACCAACAUUAUGCUGUCUCCAUCCCCUGAAAACCGUAUAAGGCAAUUGUACUUCUGCGCAGCUCAGUUUAAAUGGACUUUCCAAUUAAUAUCUCUAUGGAAAAUCUGAACAUGCCUAAUCGUAAAACUACUAAGUAUAUGAAGAAUUCUAAAAAUACAAUGUUUUAGGAAAAAAGAUUUUCUUUGGCAAGAAUAGUCAGAAGGAUGCUGUAUUUUAAAAAUAUACGUGAAAUAAUUUUAAUUAGGUUUUUUCCUUCAUAAUAUAAUAGAAAGCUUUGUUAAUACUAUGCUACUUAGCCUUGUUGAAGAAGAAAAAUAAUUUGCCUCAGGUAAAUAAGUUGAUAUUUGGUUUUUGUCUCCAGUGUCUUUGUAGUAGUGUUUGCUAAAAUUACAUAAGGAUGUAUUUCAUAAUUCGUGGAACCAUUUCAUAGUUCAUUAAAAAAAAGCUUAAGAUCAGAAGCACUGUUUUUGACAUGUCUUGAGCUAAUGCUGACACAAGACAAUAGAAACAAAUCAAUUGAAGACCUUAUGACAACCCUUUAGCUGAGGAGACAGGUCAGGAAAUGUCAUUACUUUUUUCCUCUUAUUGGGAGUUCUGUUAUACCAUGACCAAUAAUGAUCACUAUGCCUUGCAUAGUUUAUUGUCAAGUGCCUGUAUUUCUUUCACCUUUUAAAGUAUUUGUGAUGCACAGCUGGAGAAAUAGCCCUAUUUAAUUAUAAAAUACUUCCCAUAAUCUGAGUUAUUCUGAAGUUAAAACUAUGUUUGGAUUAGAAUUUGUUGUAUAACUUAUCUGAAUUUUUCUUUCCUGCAGAUGAAACACAUUAAAGUGAAAUUAAUGCUUAAUUAAAAUUGUGUCUGAUUUUAAGGUAAAAUGAAUAUGUGAUUUUAAUAUAAUUAUUUAUUAUAUUUUGUAGCAUAAUUUCUUUUGAAGAAAUUUUCACUAAAGUGAGUUUUUCUUUUGUUCUUUUCAUAGGCAUUUCAUUAAAUCUCUUAACCAGAAAAUAUUGAGGCCUUAGUUUGGGUUUUAAAUGUUGAUAUAUCCUGAAUAUGAUCAGGAAUACUGGAUGCAUGCAACAGGGAUAGAAUUUAACUCCUUGAUGCUUUGUUUGAUUUUGAUGAGAAAUCAGUCAUACUUCAUAAAAGAUAGAUUUAAGGAUGAAUUUUGAGGUUAUACAAAAACAUUUUUACUUAAAUCUUUUCCCCCAUUGUCAGUUUGCAUGAUUAUUAGCUUUUACUUAAGUUGAUGUGUCAGAUGACUGUAAUAAGUCACAUAGUGACUUGACUUUUUUUAGCCUCGUUUUCAAAUGCAAAUAAUACUUGUAGAAUUUUCACAUAAAUAAAAAAAUAAUUUAAACUGG
This is a messenger RNA of Trichosurus vulpecula (common brushtail), 3814 nucleotides long. RefSeq names its product testis development related protein (gene TDRP). Gene Ontology annotation, biological process: spermatogenesis. Bases 434 to 1066 code for a protein of 210 amino acids. Gene Ontology annotation, cellular component: nucleus; cytosol. Lineage: Eukaryota; Metazoa; Chordata; Mammalia; Diprotodontia; Phalangeridae. The transcript is spliced from 5 exons. The record is from RefSeq and is a predicted model, not a curated record.